AGAGAGGUGUAUAUUGGACGCUCAACUGGCCUUUAUUAUGACUGAAAACAUCCUUUGCACGGUUUGGAUCGCCCUCAAGAGGCUUGAUCUCAAUGAAAACAGGAUCACAGCUCUUCGGGAGGUUCAUAUUCCAAGUGGGGCGAAAGCAACCACUAUAAGACAAACACUAGCUCAUACAUUCAGACUUGACACCUCUCAGAUAACGCUAAAGAUACGCAACAAUCGAGGAUCUCUGAUUCCAUUAAACUGCUGCAUGCUGCCAAACAGCAAGCAAAUGCCGUACAUCCUUGAAGUGGCGAAAAACUACCAGCACGUCAAGCCAAGAGCCAGACGUGUUCCCAUGACUGUUAUUAAUAAAACCUUGAAGUUGAGAGAGCAGAGCAUUGUGAAACGGAUCGAAAGAUUAGAGGAACUGUUGCCUGAAAUCAAGCUGAAAAACCAUGAAAAGAUGACAAAGGACAUCGAGUUGCUGAACCAAAAACUGGUCUUUCUUCACAAGCGAAUGCAGAUGGCCGAGUCCUAUUGCUGGGAGGGGAUGUUAAGAAGAGCUCCACUGUGGUGAAUGAAGGAGUUUAAUAAGAAGC
Molecule: messenger RNA, 584 nt
Organism: Danio aesculapii
Lineage: Eukaryota; Metazoa; Chordata; Actinopteri; Cypriniformes; Danionidae
Exons: 9
Coding region: 38-562 (174 amino acids)
Source: RefSeq, a predicted model, not a curated record